Molecule: messenger RNA, 456 nt
Organism: Arachis stenosperma
Lineage: Eukaryota; Viridiplantae; Streptophyta; Magnoliopsida; Fabales; Fabaceae
Exons: 1
Coding region: 1-456 (151 amino acids)
Source: RefSeq, a predicted model, not a curated record
AUGACCAAAAAGAGAAGCUGGAAGAACAAUGAGACUGUAGUACUCACCGAAGAAUGCAGCGCCAUCAUCCAGCACAAAUUGCCCCAGAAAUUGAAGAAUACCGGGAGCUUCCAAAUCCCUUGUAUCAUAUGGGAAAUCACAGUAGAGAGGGCUUUAUGUGAUCUAGGAGCUAGCAUAAAUCUUAUGUCCUUAACAAUGAUGAGGAAAAUGAAGAUUGAGAAGGCCAAACCAAUAAGAAUGGCCCUGCAACUAGCAGAUCGAUCAUUCAAGUUUCCUCACAGAAUAGUGGAAGACUUGUUGGUAAAGGUGGGGGACUUCAUCUUUCCAGUAGACUUCAUAGUAUUGGACAUGGAGGAAGGAGCUAAGACCUCCAUCAUCUUGGGAAGGCCAUUCUUAGCGACUGCUGGAGCCAUCAUUGAUGUCCAAAAGGGUUUAGACUAUAUGAGGAGAAAAUGA